AUAGGAAAUAAUGUAAAUGCAGAUAAUCCGCUCCAGCCACCUGAAAACUUUACCAAUAUUACUAAUUUCCAACACAAAAAAAUAAAAAAUGUAAUAAAUAGACAUUAAACCUCACUUAAUUUAUGAUUCCUCUUGCUUAAAAACCCAAUUGAAAGCGCCUCCCUUUUCCUCUUGCUGUCAUCCUUGGUAACAUUAUUGAGCCUCAGGAGGUUCCUUGGCGCCCCCUGUUGGUCAGACCUCCCAAUAUCGCUCGGUUCCCCAUACAAACUUACUGCGAACAAAAUGGCCACCAGAACCAGGAAGAAACUCGUGCCUCCGGAAGUCCAGUGCAUCCUCACCGUGCUGGACGAGUGCGUGCAUAAGAUAGACGUGAUAUCGGUUCUUCCGUGUGAGCUCAUGCACCCCAGGAGCAUCCCUGAAGAGCUUGGGGACACAGCGGUCGAGUCGCUUAGGAAUCACCUGCGACUAACCCGGGAGCUCUGCUCACUGCAGGACACAGACGCAGCGAAAGACAAGUCGAUGGCGAGCGGUGUGCAGGACUCGUUAAGGGACUUUCUGCGCCAUCUGAGGCCUCACAUAGGGGAAGAGUCAGUGAAGACGGCACUACAAGGGGCCGGGCCAAUCGUGGAAGAGGAUAGGGAGGCUGUGCAGGCGCUGCAGGCGGGGCUACAGGAGUUCAGAGACGUGCUAAUGGAGCGCCUGAUGGUCUCGUCCCGAGAGGAGCGGGAACGCAGGAGGCUCGGCGAGGACGUGAGAGAGAGACAGCAGCGUAACGUGAAGCUCCUCAACAGGGUGGAGCAGGAAGUGAGAGCGGCGACUAAACACCGAGACGAUGUGAUCGGUAAGAAGGAGGAAGCAAUCCGGCGUAUAAAAGUUUCCCUCCAUCAGAUGGAGAGAGAGUGGGAGGAGUUUGUGCAGUCGAUGCAGAAGAAGGCGGAGCAGCAGCACCAAUCAGAUCUGAGGAACUCUGAGGUGAAGCAGCUUCGCCUCCGGGAGGAAGCCAAUCAGCUGCGAGCUCAGCUCGAAAACCUGGUAGCGCAGAACAGGGAGAGAAAGACGACCCUGAGAACGAGGAACAGCAAGCUGGAGACCGAGAUCGAAAACUGGAUUCAGAAGUACGACACGGAGAUGGGAGGGAAACAGGAGAAGCUGGAGCGUCUGACGCGGGCGUACGAGGAGGAGCGGGCGGAGCUGCAGCAGCUGCAGGAGCACUUCAGCGUGCUGGAGCUCGAGUACUCGCAGAUCGUAGAGGAGCAACGGAGAGAGUGCGAGCGACGGGAGGAGGAGGAACGAGACAGGGAGACCAAGAGCCGAGCGGCCGUCGUCAUCCAGGCGUUCUGGAGAGGAUGGAGAGUCCGCAACGCCAUGAAGAAGAAAAGCAAGGGCAAGAAGGGCAAGAAGGGCAAAAGCAAGAAGGGGAAGUGAAGAAGACGACGUUUAUUACACCGCUUGAGCUCUGCGGUCUGAUUGGCCCGAAGGGAUUCUUUAGGUCACAUGACAAGCUGUGUCAAUUAUUAAUAAUUAUCAAUUAUGAAAGAGUGUGAAGAGCUAAACACAGUGUGUGUCUCUACAUUUACAGCUUGAUUACAGUAUGAAGUGUGUGACGUUGUGUGUAAUCAGAAGAAAACUGAUUAAGAAAAAAAAACAUAGGCUGAUGGGAUUAGUCACAUGAUCAGCAGCAAGGAUGCACAGUGAUGAUGUCACAACUAUAACCAACAAUCAUAUAGUUUAAAGUAGAAACCAGACUGAGUGAAUAAUGAGCAUUUUUAUUUGAAAAAAUAAUCUUUUAAAUGUAAUACAUAAUGUUUAUGAUGAUGUAGAAUUCACAGUAUGAUAUAGACGUUCCUUUAUUGAUUUGUCAAAUAAACAAUUAUGUACAACAUCUCGAGAAAAA
Molecule: messenger RNA, 1894 nt
Organism: Clarias gariepinus (North African catfish)
Lineage: Eukaryota; Metazoa; Chordata; Actinopteri; Siluriformes; Clariidae
Gene: drc10
Product: IQ motif containing D
Exons: 4
Coding region: 283-1425 (380 amino acids)
Molecular function (GO): protein binding
Source: RefSeq, a predicted model, not a curated record